UUAGCAAUCGACAUGUCGACUCUGAAAGAGAUUCUGACUCGCCGGCCGGUGUCGGCGACAAUAAGACUAACGGUCCCAGCCGGAGGAGCACGUCCAGCUCCCCCAGUCGGUCCAGCUCUGGGUCAGUACCGGCUGAACCUGAUGGCGUUUUGCAAGGACUUCAACGCUCGGACCCAGAAGUACAAGCCCGAUAUGCCAAUGGCGGUGACGAUAACGGCGUUUAAAGACAACACCUUUGAGUUCACGGUGAGGUCGCCGUCCGUUACUUGGUACCUGAAGAAGGCGGCAGGGAUCGACUCCGGCAGCAGCCGUCCCGGCCACGUGGUGGCCUCCACGUUGUCGAUCCGGCACGUCUACGAGAUCGCGAAGGUUAAGCAAUCGGAUCCAUACUGUCAGUACAUGUCGUUGGAGUCUAUUUGCAAGUCUAUAAUUGGUACUGCUAAUUCUAUGGGGAUUAAGAUUGUCAAGGACUUGGAUUAACUUCCGAUUUUUUACGUUGAUUGUUAAGAAACUGUUAAUUGGUUUUUGCAGUCCUGCAUUAAUCGAUCUGUGUUUGUUGUAAGAAAUAAAAAUUUGAGCUUCCAUGGAUAAUUUUAUUCA
Carica papaya (papaya) is the source of this 600-nucleotide messenger RNA. RefSeq names its product mitochondrial ribosomal protein L11 (gene MRPL11). Gene Ontology annotation, molecular function: structural constituent of ribosome; large ribosomal subunit rRNA binding. Gene Ontology annotation, cellular component: ribosome; large ribosomal subunit. The record is from RefSeq and is a predicted model, not a curated record. Lineage: Eukaryota; Viridiplantae; Streptophyta; Magnoliopsida; Brassicales; Caricaceae. Gene Ontology annotation, biological process: translation.